This is a messenger RNA of Melanotaenia boesemani (Boeseman's rainbowfish), 8300 nucleotides long. RefSeq names its product Rho GTPase activating protein 23a (gene arhgap23a). The transcript is spliced from 24 exons. The record is from RefSeq and is a predicted model, not a curated record. Gene Ontology annotation, molecular function: protein binding. The coding region runs from base 382 to 5940 and encodes 1852 amino acids. Gene Ontology annotation, biological process: signal transduction. Lineage: Eukaryota; Metazoa; Chordata; Actinopteri; Atheriniformes; Melanotaeniidae.
GAGACAGAGGAUCCAGCCCUAUGGGACAGCAGUGUGUGUUUUGGGGGUGGACAGAGAGGCUUUGUAUGCAGAACAUCACCGGACACCAACGGGAGGGAGGCUGUCAGUUGUUCUGUGUGUGUGUCUGUAGUGCAACCAGACCUACCUCUGAUCCCUGCGCCACACACACUCCUCCAUCUGCUACCCAGGAGUCUGGCUUCUGCUUCCUCUGGACUGAACCCCUUCUGAUAGUCUGUGAGAGUCUUGUAGAUCUGAUUCACAAGGGUCAGGAGGGUAAGGACAGGCUGUGAUGUGGAAAAUGUGGAAUUAAACUUUCCGAAGUCACAGCAGUGACAGCAAUGGAUUGGAGCCAGGAGACAAAAAGUUCAGACUCUUGAGUGAAUGACCGGAGGAUCCCAGAGGAAAAUUUGUGUCGAUUUGUAUUUCUGCGUCUGGACAUUGUCCACGACUCUGUUAGUCCUUCAGUGUCUGCAGCCCAUGGUGGAGGUGAGCGAUGCGGAUCUGACUGAAAUUGGCACCCUAAUGCCCGCUGCUAUGCUCCCGUGCCCUGCGCCAGCCGGGUCUGACUGGAGUUUCCAGAACCCGGUGGGGGUGGACUGCAGCUCCCCAGAGCCUCGCUGCAUUUGGCUGGCGGUUCUUCGUGGAACCUCGGGCCCACUGCCAUCCCCUACACCACAGGCCAUGCCUGCUGGGCACAGUCAGAGCUCUCACCAGCUCAGGGCUAAAGGGCGGAAAGAUGGUCUCUCCUCAGCUGGUGAGAACCCUCGACCUCCGAUGGCAACCCGGCCGGGUAGGGAAGGGCUUGGUGUGGGCUGGAAGGGUCCCCGAACGCUGGUUUUGCAUAAGAACUCCCAGGGUUUUGGUUUCACGCUACGCCACUUCAUUGUUUACCCUCCAGAGUCAGCCCUGCACACCAACCUCAAGGAUGAGGAGAACGGUAAUGGAAAGGGGAAUCAGAAAGGUCGUCUGGAGCCGAUGGACACCAUAUUUGUAAAGAAUGUGAGGGAAAAGGGCCCGGCCCAUCAGGCGGGCUUGUGCACAGGGGAUCGUCUGGUGAAGGUGAAUGGAGAGAGUGUUCUAGGAAAGACAUACUCGCAGGUGAUUGCCCUUAUUCAGAACAGUGAGAGUAUGUUGGAGCUUUGUAUUAUGCCAAAAGAUGAAGAUGUGCUUCAGUUGGCGUACUCCCAGGAUGCCUACCUGACAGGUAACGAACCCUACUCUGGGGGAGCUGAGAACCUUCCGCCACCACCUUCCAUCUGUUACCCACGUACCAAGACCACGUCUCUAUCUGGAGCCCCCUUGUCUUCCCCGAUGGGCCAGAACCAGCUGGAUAACUGGAGUCGCUGGCCUGGCUCUUCUAGCCCCUCAUCACCCUUGGACAACCGCUCUACCGUGGGCAGUCCCGCCAGCUGGCAGGAGGGGCGGGCAGGUGAGCCAGGUGGCGUGGGUCAUAGUAGUCCAGCUCACCGUACAGAGGAGAUCCAGUACGGUAUGACCAGCCAGCAGCCCCAGGGUCAGACCAGGGGACGCUCCUACUCGUCUUCUUCCUCAUCAGGAGGUCCUCUGUCCAGCCCGCUGCAAGUCCACUACCCCAAUCACCACAGUGCUAGUUCUUCUCAGGCUCAGCCCCGCAAGUCCAGCUCAGCUUGGACUAGUCCACCCUUGCCCCAGGUCAGCCACAGUCGUGGGGAUCGCUGCCAGCAGGCCCUCUCUGACUGGUACUACAGCCAGCUGCCUGAGCGCUCAGGACGCAGCAUGCAAACCCGCCACCGCAGCUACUCUCAAGACCGGCUCAGUGAAACAAGGAGGCAGCAGCAGCGGACUGGUGGCUGGCCUCACAGCGCCUCGCAGGACACCCUGUUCUUACUACAGCAGUCAGGGCCAGGACCCCAUUGCGAGCCCUACUGGUCUUAUGGAGACUGGGAGGCGGGCCCAGGUAGGGGCCAGCAUGCCUCUAACUAUACUCGAACACGCUCUGAAAACUUACUGGCCCAGUUUGAUCGCCAUGGCCGCUCGUUAGAGAUGUUAGACCGAGCAUCAGCAGGACUGGUCUCCCCUUGGCCUGAAAGGCCUUCGUGGUCCCAGCAGGCUCCCCAGCCAUCCCCCAGGACUGACGCCUACACAAGGCAGGGGAACCAUUUCAGUGCAGUGCAACCUUCUCAAAUUCUCCGGCAUCCGCAGUCACAAUCUAAACAGCACCCCCAAACCCAUAGCCAGGCCCACUCGCAACCUCAGCAGGCCGUCCCUCAGAGCAGGCGGCUUCCUACUGGGCAGAACAUGGAUGACCAGCCGGUUGGCUACCGUAGUUACAGUCCAUCUUUUUACCGCAAGACUGGCCGCAUUAUGCAGCAGGCUCACUCUUUCAGGGACCCAUCAUACUCUGGCCCCCACUUGAACUGGAACCCAGCACCUAAAACCAGCCCUCCAGAGGGAUCAUCAGCUCCUCUCACUGUCUCUGCUGCAUCACCCCUCGCCUCCGCAUCUCCUGAAUCCCAGGACAGAGCAUACAGGCCAACAAACCACGAAAGGGAACAAAGGCCAUCAGAGGGGCAGGCAGAGAUUGUGGCUCAAACCCAGGAAGUGGUCCUGAGGCAGAAACCUCCCGCGGGACGGAGGAACAUCCACGGCAUGCGGCAUCCCCACUAUGCCCUACCAGUGGACGGGCUGGAACCCUCAUUGUUUUCUCCUGAACCCAAAGACUUAACCACAACCUCUGGUUCCUCCGGUGAUGCAGCCCCACGCAAACCAAAUGGCAACCUCGCCCCUCUCCCCAUUGAGGAUGACUCUCUGGCCUCGAUCCCUUUUAUAGACGAGCCGACCAGCCCCGGCGCUGACUUGCGCGCCCGCCACGUGCCCGCGUCCUCCGUGGUGUCCAGCGGCAUGAGUUCAGCGCCCCCAGUGGGCACCAGCCCCGCCUCCCCCACCUUCACCUUCCCCCUCACUAGGCUCCUCUCACACGACUGCAGCAGUAUUAAAUCCACUCGCCGUUCCUCCUAUCUUCUAGCCAUCACCACAGAGCGCUCCAAGUCUUGUGAUGAAGGACUCAACUCGUUCAGAGAGGAAGGACGAGGCUUAAGGCUACCAAAAAGAGUGAAGAGUUUCUUCACAGAUGGGUCUCUGGACAACAUCGGGACUGCAGAGGAGGUCCGCUCCAAACGUCACUCCACCUCAGAGUUAGGAAACAUCACCUACAGUGACGUACGGCGAGAGGGAUGGCUGCACUUCAAACAAAUCCUCACAGAGAAGGGCAAGAAGGUGGGCAGCGGCAUGCGUCCAUGGAAGCGGGUCUUUUCGGUUCUUCGCUCCCAUUCGCUGUUUCUCUACAAGGAUAAGAGGGAGGCAGUGCUCCGCGGUGCCACUGUCGAGGGUUCUGCUGAGGACGAGCAGCCAAUCAGCAUCCGGGGCUGCCUGGUGGACAUUGCAUACAGUGAAACCAAGCGGAAGCAUGCUCUGCGACUGACCACUCAGGACUUCUGUGAGUACCUGCUGCAGGCAGAGGACCGAGAAGACAUGCUGGACUGGAUAAAGGUCAUCAGGGAAAGCAGCAAGACAGACAAUGAGGAACUUGGCUCCUCCAGACAAGCUCUCAUCAAUAAGAAGCUCAACGACUACAGGAAGCAAAGUCCAACAUCCAGCAAGCCAGACUCAUCUCCCCGGUUGCCCCGCAUGAAGCCUCCCUUCCUGCUGAACAAGACAGAGAACGCAGCCGGUGCGCCACGCUCUCCGAAACCAGAUGAGAGCAGCCCUCCGAAGUCUCCGUGGGGAAUUAAUAUCAUGAAGAAGACAAAGAAGGCCGGGCCCAAAGCUUUUGGUGUGAGGCUGGAGGAAUGUCAGCCUGGUGCAAAUAACAAGUUCAUCCCGAUGAUUGUUGAGAUCUGCUGCGGCCUGGUAGAGGAGAUGGGUCUGGAAAACACUGGAAUCUACAGAGUUCCAGGGAAUAACGCCAUGGUGUCGCUGCUUCAGGACCAGCUCAACAAGGGCGUGGACAUCAACCCUGCAGAGGAGAAAUGGCAGGACCUCAACGUUGUCAGUAGUUUGCUCAAAUCUUUCUUCAGGAAGCUUCCAGAGCCGCUUUUCACCAACGACAAGUAUAAUGAUUUCAUCGAUGCAAAUCGGAUGGAAAAUGCAUCAGAGAGACUGAAGACCAUGAAGAAACUGAUUCGAGACCUCCCAGAUCAUUAUUAUCACACUCUGAAGUUCCUGGUUAGUCACCUAAAGACGAUAGCUGACCACUCCGAUAAAAACAAGAUGGAGCCUCGUAACUUGGCUCUGGUGUUUGGGCCGACCCUGGUCCGGACAUCCGAGGACAACAUGAAAGACAUGGUCACGCACAUGCCUGACCGCUACAAGAUAGUAGAGACGCUCAUCCAACAUUGCACCUGGUUUUUCACAGAAGAGCUUGACAAGGAUGAGAAGACGCCAGUGGACACAGAGGAUGUGCAGCCUGCCCCCAACAUCGACCACCUACUUUCCAACAUUGGCAGGACCGCGCUGCUCGGGGAGGCUUCAGACUCAACCAACAGUGACUCAGCAAAAUCAAAGGGGUCAUGGGGCUCAAAGAAGGACCUCACAGCUAAGGACUUCCUGACUCUGUCCAUCAUGUCAGCCGUUACGGGCCGCAAACGCAGGAAGCGCCACAAUGCCCGCCGCGUAGGCAGCAGCACCGAUGACGACUCUGAGCACGAGCCAAUCAAAGCUGGACAUCAAGGGGCAGAGGAGGAAGAGGAGGCAGAGUCGCCAGUAGGAGACACUGCACCUCGAGCAGAAGGAGAGGAGGAUGACGAUGAAGAGGAAGAAGAAGAUGAUGAUGAUGAGGAGGAAGUUGUAGAAAGCGGAGUGAAAAAGGAGGUAGAAGAGGAAGUGGUGGCGGUUGUUCCCAGCCGGCCGUGCUGUAAAGAGGAAGAGGAGGCAGGAAGGCAGGCAGCUGUGUUGUUACAGGAGGAGGUGCAGGUGGAGGUGAAGGAGAAGCCAUGGCGAGCUCCAGAGGACGCUCGCUCGAUUGUCUCUGGUUACUCCACCCUCUCUACAUUGGGGCGGAGCUUGGGCUCAGAGGGAAGGGGUGAUGAUGCUGAUGAUGAACACAGCGAGCUGGUGAGUGAGACGGACAACGAGAGCGGCUUCGCCUCACGCUCUCUGACGCAGGAGAGACCUGAUAAACACCCGGCAUCACCUGUGAACACGCAACCGCCGCCGCCCCCGCACAGCUUUCUGUACUCCCACAGCAAACCCCCCAUCCUCUCAUCCACAAACCUUUUCACCCAACCCAAACCCCUCACACACACACCUGACUCUGUGGAGAGGAGUGAAGGAAGGGCACGGUCCAACACGACCUCAACCUCCUCCUCCUCCACCACUCACAGACUGAACUCACGGCCUUCCUUCAACUCCCACAAGCUGAUCCAGUGCGACACGCUGGCCAGAAAGAAGCUGAAGUCUGAGAAGACCAAGGCUCGCCCUCUGGACCUGCUGGAGUUUCAGGGCAAGGGGACGGGCUCUGGACCAGAUUGUCCACCCAAAUCGAAGAGGGAGACCUCCAGAACCAACCCUUCUUCAGGCAGCAGCCAGGAAAGCCUACGUGUGCCGCAGCCCAAAGCCAGCGAGGCCGCCUCCUUCACCCCGACCGGGCCAAGCAACAGGUCUCUGGCCGAGCAGGUCCGCGCUCGACUGCUGGGAUCAGCAGACGAUCUGCGCAGCGUGGGGCUGCGAAAACCACUGUCACCCGAGACUCGCAGGAAGAGACGAGCGUGGCGCAGGCACACUGUGGUGGCCUCCCCAACAGAGACAUCAGAAAAGAGACCCCCACUCACUGUCGAGUUCCCCUUAUCUUCAAUGAAUCAAAACCAGGUCAAAACACAAGGACUGCCACGGGGCGAAGACAGCCUCGACCAAGGAAAUCUUGCACGUCAAGCCUCCACCUCUAGAUUCCACCAGUUCCUGUGAGCCCCCGCUAGCAGCUGAUUCUGAGGGAGUCCACCAAGCAACUGACCCCCUGCAGGUCAGUGAACCGGCAGCUGUGCCCUGGUGCACUGCCAGGUGCUUCAUGGACAGGGCCAACACAACCCACCCUUUUCUUCUUGAUAAGCUCCAUUUGCAUGGCAUGGGGCAUUCCAGUGUUGCCAAAGCUUUUUUUUUUUUCUUUUUCUCAUGUGUGCUUUUAAAGAAAGGAAACAGAAACAGGUCAGAAACACAAACAGACCUCAUCAAGAUCUAUGUUACAGCCAAGAAUUAACAUUUCAGUAACUCCUGUCUCCUCUUAUCUUCCUGCAUGGCUCACAGGGGAUGAUAAUUAAAGGUUUGAUUCCUUAAAAGUAACCAAAUGCAGCCUUCGUCUGGUUCUAGAGAGAAUGGUGCUUCUUGUCUAAAGGGGUUUCACUGCUACAAAAAAUGUUUUAGCUGCUGUACUUGAUCAGUAGAAACAGACACACGCAAUUAGAAUAACUCACGUCAUUUUAAAAACAAUUACAAGAGGGAAUUAAACUGAUUUUUUAUAUCAGUCCUCCUAAAAUGUUCCUCCGCUGACCACAGACACUGUAAAACACCAAUUUUACUCUCCACCAGGUAAUGCAUUCGGUUGCAAUGUUUGUGUGUUUGCGCUACCAUAUUCGUGAUCAUGUCAGAGUGUGCAGGUGUUUGUGCUGAACAGUUUUGUAACAUUUGUACAAAGCCUUGUUAAGUUAACCUUUUGUAAAUAUAAAUAUGUUUGUUUUUACUUUUUUUUGUUAUUUUUUAUGGUUUACAAAUUGUGCAUACAAGUGCACGGUCCUUUCUUUCAAGAUGUUACUUGAAAUGUUUCCUUUAAUAUAUACUUUAUGUUUAUAUUCUAAAUAUAGAUAUUAUAUAUAAAUAUUUUGUAUUAAAAUUUUUAAAAAGUAUCUUUAUCUGAUUUAACCUCUUGCGCGUACCUGUUCAAAGGAAAUUAGAUAAACAUGACGAAACCUGCUCCUUAUUUCUUCAUAGAUGGCCUUUCUCUCUGAUUCACAGCACUGUGAAUACCUUGUUCUGUUCAGAUAUUGUCGUAUAAUAAACAUAAUUCAGUGGUUGUAGCAGGUUAGCAAAGGUAAUCUAAUAGAUUAUAUUGGGAGCAUGUGCAGGCAGCUCACCACACUCAUGGCUGAGUCACUUCUUCAUGUAUGGGAUUACUGAGCAUUGCAUCCACAGAUCUGCUCAUAUUUACCAAGCUCAAGACAAAAGUAUGUAUCCAUUUGUCGCAGAGAUGUUGAAAACGAUGCCGCAGUACAUAACUGCGACUUUAUCGCCUCUGUCAUUUGGGAUCUUUGUGUUUUCAGAGCAUCACCUUUGAGGUUUGGUCUGUUAACACAUUUAUUAUCUUGGCAAGACAUGCCAGGGAGUUUCCCAGGUUAUAAUAAAUCCUCCCUGGCUGGGGGAAAUGGUACAAUGGAGGAACUAAACACAGAACGUCAUCUAAUAUGAACUUAUGUUUCUUUCUCCUAUGCUCUGGAACCAUUACAAGCCACAAACAGGAGAUGCAACUUUUUUUUUUUUUAUCUGACCAAAUAACCUAGUGAAGAAUGAGAAUAAUAAACAAGUUCUAGUCUUUUCUUACCUCAAGAUUAUUCUACAAGUGCCUGAUUUCUGGAAUGUGUUUUUGUUCUCCAGUGCCAUGCACGGUUCUUAUCUUUCCAUUUCCUUGUUGUUUUUGGGUCUCUCCCUCCUCUACUCUGGCUGACGGUAUAGCUAAGGCAACCGACCCAAAGAUGUGUACAUUACACUAUAAACACACCCAGUGAGAGGCAGUAGAAAAGAAAAGCACACUUCAAGCCAAGGACACAUCUAUGCACUCUCUCUGCCUUGGACAGAGGCGUUAACAGCUGUUACUGAUGCUGCUAUGAGGGAAAAAGGCAUAGUUAUUCUCUCAGCUGCUUUUUCUUAACAAACUAAGGUCAUCUCUCUUUGCCUAGUGAUCCACAGUGUGAGAAUAUGGUACAUCUAACAAGCCCUACCCUUGAACCGCAUUUAGGCCAUUCCAGAUAACAUCCAAUUUCCUUAAGAUGAGCAAACAGCCCACGACUUCAUCAAAUAGGAAACCUCAUCAGUCUGUGUGUUGUCUGAAAUGUGAUUUUUGCCUAAUGUCUUGGUGUAUUUUUAACUAAUUUUCUUUUUUGUAUAUACCAUUGUAAUAUGUAACAUAUUGCAUUGUGUACAUUUGGAAUUGCUUUUGAGUAUAACUAAUAUGAAAAUGACUGGACUAAAAAAGUUGUCCGCCUGAAAUCAUUUCCCUCAUGCUGUUUGCUUUAAACUAAGGUUAUAUGAUGUAAAUAAACAGAACUGUUUAAAACUGA